UCUAGAAGCAGUGAAAGGAAAGCAGGAGAAGCAGUGCUCUCUGUGUCUGUGUAUGGAAUAUAGGAUUGCUGCAGGGUAAAAGGGAGGCGGGCACAGAGAUGAGGAGACUGCGACAGAAGCGUGGCUGAUGCAGCAAGUGUCCUGGUGCCUGGCUGGGGGGGAAACCCCAAAGGAAAGGAAUAUCAUAAAAAGAUUAAUCAAGUCAUUCUACGAUGGGCACUGAUACCAUGAUGAUUUUAUAAGGAGCUAAACAGACCAGAAAGGAAAAGUUCAGUUCCGAUCGCACAGAUCAUGAUCGUUAGAUAGCACCCCACACCAUAAUGACCAUGGCUCCCCGGAAAAGGAAUCGCCCUGCUUUGGGGUUUCUUUGCUGCUUUGGGGGCAGUAACCUCCCGGAAAUCAACCUCAAGGACAAUAACCCCCUGCAGUUCCUGGAGUUCUCUGGGCCGAUUCCACCAGCAGAGGAGCUCAAUGCCAGGUUCUCUGAGCUUGUGGAUGAAUUGGAUCUCACAGAUAAGAACAGAGAGGCAAUGUUUGCACUCCCUCCAGAGAAGAAAUGGCAGAUUUACUGCAGCAAAAAGAAGGAGCAAGAAGACCCUAACAAACUUGCUACAAGUUGGCCAGACUAUUAUAUUGACCGCAUCAACUCCAUGGCUGCCAUGCAGGCCCUGUAUGCUUUUGAUGAAGAAGAAACGGAAAUGAGGAAUAAAAUAGUUGAAGACUUGAAGACAGCUCUGCGGACUCAGCCCAUGAGAUUUGUGACAAGGUUCAUUGAGCUGGAUGGCCUGACCUGCUUGUUGAACUUCCUGAAGAGUAUGGAUUAUGAGACGUCAGAGAGCCGCAUACACACAUCCGUUAUAGGGUGCAUCAAGGCUCUGAUGAACAACUCCCAGGGACGGGCACAUGUUCUGGCCCACCCGGAAAGCAUCAAUAUAAUCUCUCAAAGUUUACGGACUGAGAACAUCAAAACCAAGAUUGCAGUGCUAGAAAUCCUCGGGGCAGUUUGCUUAGUGCCAGGAGGUCACAAAAAGGUGCUGCAGGCCAUGCUUCACUACCAAGUCUAUGCGGCGGAGAGGACAAGAUUUCAGUCACUGCUCAAUGAGCUAGACCGAAGCAUGGGGCGAUAUCGAGAUGAGGUGAAUCUGAAAACCGCCAUCAUGUCCUUUAUUAAUGCUGUUCUGAAUGCUGGUACUGGUGAGGAUAACUUGGAAUUUCGGUUGCAUCUACGAUAUGAAUUUUUAAUGUUGGGUAUCCAACCUGUUAUUGACAAGCUAAGAGGACAUGAAAAUGCAACACUGGACAGGCACUUAGAUUUCUUUGAGAUGGUUAGAAAUGAAGAUGACUUGGAACUUGCCAAGAGAUUCGAUGUGGUGCAUAUUGACACAAAGAGCGCCUCACAGAUGUUUGAGAUGAUCAAGAAGAGGUUGAAGCACACUGAUGCUUAUCCAUAUUUACUCUCUGUCCUCCAGCACUGCUUGCAAAUGCCUUAUAAACGAAAUGGGGGAAACUUUCAACAGUGGCAGCUGUUAGACAGGAUACUGCAGCAAAUUGUUCUUCAGGAUGAGCGAGGGGAUGAUCCGGAUAUUGCUCCUUUGGACAACUUCAAUGUCAAGAACAUCAUUAAGAUGUUGGUAAAUGAGAAUGAAGUGAAACAGUGGAGAGAUCAGGCAGAGAAAUUCCGGAAAGAACAUGCUGAACUGAUGAGUAGGCUAGAGAAAAAAGAAAGGGAGUGUGACAUAAAGACCCAGGAGAAAGAUGAAAUGAUGAAGACGUUGAAUAAAAUGAAGGACAAGCUACAGAAAGAAUCUGUGGAGCUACGCCAAACCCGGGACCAAAUGACUGACCUUGUAGCUCAACUCGGUGAAUUCUCGCAAGGGGGUACCAUUUCCUUCACCCCUCCUCCUCAGCUACCUCCGGGUGGUCCAUUUGCUUUGUCUUCUUCUCUGUCAUCUUCUGAAAGCUUGCCACCUCCACCCCCACCUCUUCCAUUCUCCAGUUGCCCCCCUCCACCAGCUCCACCACCCCCUCCAGGAGGACCUCCUCCCCCUCCUGGAGCACCCCCGUUCUUCAACAUGGGCAUGCCUCCGCUUUCCACUACCACCUUCAGUAGCAGUGGGACCAGCCUGAAGAAGAAAUCCAUCCCACAGCCAACUCAUCCACUGAAGUCUUUCAACUGGGCCAAACUGGGUGAGGAGAAAAUACAUGGCACAAUAUGGCACGAAAUUGAUGAUUUAAAGGCAUUCAAGAUGUUGGAUCUGGAGGACUUUGAAAAAAUGUUCUCAGCUUAUCAGAGACACCAGGACCUGCUAACUAACCCUUCCUCCAGCAAGCAGAAGGAAAUGGGAUCAACUGAAGACUUGUACCUCUCCAGUCGAAAAGUCAAAGAGCUUUCUGUGAUUGAUGGCCGGAGGGCUCAAAAUUGUGUCAUCCUCCUUUCUAAGUUGAAACUAUCUAAUGAAGAAAUACGACAGGCAAUCUUGAAAAUGGAUGAAGAAGAAGAUCUGGCUAAAGAUAUGCUGGAGCAGCUGCUGAAGUUUGUUCCCGAGAAGAGCGAUAUUGACCUCCUGGAAGAACAUAAGCAUGAAAUUGACCGCAUGGCCAGAGCAGACCGUUUCCUUUAUGAAAUGAGCAGGAUUGAUCACUACCAGCAACGACUUCAGUCAUUGUUCUUUAAAAAGAAGUUCCCAGAGAGGAUUGCAGAAGCCAAGCCAAAAGUGGAAGCUCUUCUUCUGGCCUCCAAAGAGCUCACCCGUAGUAAGCGCCUGAAGCAGCUCCUGGAGGUGGUGUUAGCCUUCGGCAAUUACAUGAACAAGGGCCAAAGAGGCAAUGCAUAUGGCUUUAAGGUCUCCAGCCUGAACAAAAUAGCAGAUACCAAAUCUAGCAUUGAUAAGAACAUUACACUGCUACACUACUUAAUUAUGAUAAUUGAGAAGAAUUACCUAGAUAUCCUAGACAUGCAGUCUGAACUGCAGCAUCUUCCAGAAGCAGCAAAAGUCAACUUGGUGGAGCUGGAGAAGGAAGUUAACAACAUAAAGACUGGAUUGAAAGUUGUUGAAGCUGAACUAGACUAUCAGAAGAGACGUAUGCGGGAAGCAGGUGAUAGAUUUGUCCCUGUCAUGAGCGACUUCAUCACUGUAGCCAGUUUUAGCUUUUCAGAGCUAGAAGACCUUCUAAAUGAUGCAAGGGAUAAGUACGCCAAGGCGCUCAAGCAUUUUGGAGAGAGUGAGGGUAGAAUGCAGCCAGAUGAAUUUUUUGGCAUCUUUGACACCUUCCUGCAGUCAUUUACGGAAGCCAAGCAAGAUCUGGAGAAUAUGAGGAAGAAGAAAGAAGAAGAGGAGCGCAGGGCACGCAUGGAAGCUAUGCUAAAGGAACAGAGAGAGAAAGAGAGGCGUCAAAAGAAAGCCAAGGCUGGCAGCAUUUCUGAAGAGGGAGGAGGAGAGUUUGAUGAUCUCGUAUCGGCACUGAGGUCAGGCGAAGUCUUUGACAAGGACUUAUCAAAGCUCAAGCGCAACCGCAAGCGUUCAGGGAACCAAAAUUUGGAGACAAGCCGAGAACGGGUGGUAACAAAGCUCAACUACUAAAAGAGGAAGGUGCAAAAAUAAAAAGGAAUCCAUGAAACAAAGACGAUAGCAGCAAAAAGUCAAGAAAGAUGAUGGAGACUGGCAAGUGUCUUUCUGUGAUGAACGUCUUGCUCUUGCCCUCCCAUCGUGCCCUUUUCCUUAUUCACCUAAUCCGAAAUGGUUGUGAAAGUGCCUCUAAACAGCCUGAAGGAUUUUUCACCAAGUUGUUGCUUUCGGUUGAUGUCUCUGCUCCUUAAUAUUGCCCCUGUACGUUAAGUUCAACCAUAAUGGUGAAUGAGAAACCACUGGGACUUCUGAACCAAAUAGAGGUAAAGGGAGGAAGAAUACGGUUUACUCCGUACCAGAUAUAUACAUAAACAUAUUCUCCAUCUUCCUGAGAAGAUGCAAGACAGUAUCAGGCUGGUUCUGAAAACUCCUACUCUUUCUUCAUGGUUCAGCUUGGCCUUUAGGAAUUUAUGGCGGAGUGGUUCUACAGACUUGUUCUUCCACAGGAUUUGCAAAAGGCCACUGAUGGGAGCCUGAGAAAUGCUUUUGGUCUUACGAACGACUACUUGGUGGCCUACAAUAUGCAAAGCAAGUGAGGUUGCGUCAGAGGAAGUCGAUAGAACUGCUUAGCUUGUGGGAUGGAGAAACUGUUUGAAACCUCCAGUUUCUCCCCCCGGAAUUAUUUGAGUCUUCGGGGUGUGCCAAAUAAUGAGAGAGAAUGAAACACACAUUUUGACAAAGAGUUGCCUUGGUAUCUAAGCAAAAGAGACCACAAUUGGUCUGAGCCAGAUUAGUUGUCAUUGCUGAGCAAUGUGGCAGGAAGGUGGGAGCUGGGAAUGGAGCUCUAAGAACCACCCAUAUGCAAAUCUGCAUCUUUUUGUGUUAGCACACACACACAAAAUUGUAAUUGCAAUGGAUAGAGGCAGGAAUUUGAAAAACAGGUAAAUGGAGCUGACUGGUGAUUGGAAAAGGGAAUCCUUUCAUUUACUGGCAGCCAUAAUUUUAUUGGGGUGGACUGGAGCUUGCAGUUUAACAGGCUGGCCUUCUCAGAAGCCCCACCACUCCCAGCAAGUGCUGCACAAUAAUAAUAACAAUAACAAUAAUAAUAAUAAUACACUGCAUCAGUAGGUAGCUGUGGUGUUCAAAGACUUUUCCUUUUGGAAGGGAGUGAAGGAGAAGUCUGCCAAGAAGAGUCAAAUAUAAGAAAGACCCAAAGGUGUGGAUUACCCCAGUGGAUCUUGAAAAGAGCUCUGGAGAUCACAGAUAAUUAAUCCCAAAAUAAUUUGUUAUGCAGUGGAAACUAUCUAACACACAGAGCCAAAACAGAGAAAAAGCCUGCUAAUGGGUUCCUGUUUCUGUGUGGCUUUAUGACUGUACACUUAUAGAAAUAUACGCUGUAAAAUGUCUUUAUUCAUUUUAUUUUUCCUAAGUGAACACUUGGCCAUCUUCCCUCAGGUGAGCAUAGGAAGGAAAGACAGCAAUAAGCUUAUGUGUGAAGCACAGAGAUUGAGGGUCCAACCCACUUUCUGCCAAACGAUUGCAUCCUAAAUGAGUGGGAACUCCUUGGUAUUCUGAGAAAUCUAGAAGAACCUCAGAUUCUCACUGUAAAUACUUGCAUUUGUUUGUCUCCAAAAGGUGUUUAAUUUUCAGGCAGAGUCUGCAGAGCAGAAAAUCCCUGCAUCUUGAGCACCGUCCAGUCAGUAUUCUAUGCAAACAACAUUAGAAAGUUGUAAGGCGUGUUGGUGUUGGUCAGAACAUUUGGAAGAAUGAAUGAAAUGUUCAGAACUCUUUAGAAAAGCCAAACCAAAAUGAAAAAAGAAAACAAAAAGAAAAAAAAACCCACCCAGUCUGAACUCUGUUUUUGUGUGCUGAUUUUUGAGUCUCUCACCUCCUGAAUUAUUCUCUUCAUGACAUUCCAGAACAUGGCACUUCUGUUGUACUCUCUUAUUGGACAGCUGGUUACCUUUCAAGAAAUGGAUUCAUUGCUCUCCAUUACUGUGGCUUCCCUUUGAGGAGACCUCAUUUAAAAGAGAACCCCUCUGCAAAAAGCACAAGCGCCUUUUAAAAAGGAACUUUUUGUUUGCUUUAAUUUUGUAAAACUUUUUGGAAGGUUUAUACAUCUAUAUGUUGGGGGGUAUUUUUCACAAAUGUUAAAAUAGAUGUUUUAUAAGGGGGGGGGGAGUAAAUGCUAGUUCAGGCUCCUUUCUGCUCUCCAUAGUAGAGAUAUGGUACUCCCUGCUCAUGCCUUUUAGGUUGCAGUGUGGAAGCCAUAAAAAAAAGAAGUGUCUCCCACAUUGUGUCUCCCACUAUGUGCCAUAGUGGGAGACAAGUGGCUUUAGUCUGCCAUAAUCCCCAAGAUAUCAGUUUUUCGUAAAGUUUAGAUUUUCUCCUGUAAACAUUCUUUCUUUUCUUGCUUGCUUGCUUAGUUUCAAGCAGUGCAGAGCCUGUCACAGGCAUUUGUUACAAGGAAGAAAUCCCAAUCCCAUUAGAGAUCCUGGUGUAUCCAUACCACUCUCCCUAACUGCAGGAAGAAAACUCAUCUGAUUCAGCCUAUACCACAUACAUAUAUUUGAAUGUGUUUUGUCUCACUAGUGCCGUAAUCUUAACUCCCAGCCAGAAAGAAUGGGCAAAGAUACAUGUCCAAACUUGGAUCAGACCAUACUUGAGGGGGCAGGGACAGAGCUUACAAUACUCUCAGACAGAUAACAAGAAAAAUCUUCCCCCGCCAUAAGUUUGUCAACAAUUAUAAACAAUAGGACACCAAAAGUCUGUCUGACAGACUUUUCUUUCUACCAUCAGCCAUACUUAAAACAUAGGUGUUCCUUGGGUGUCUUUUUCACAUAUGCCAUAAAAUCCACAGCAGUUCUGGUCAUGUUUGCCUAGGCUGAAGGACCAGAGUAUCUUGGCAUGUUUCUACAGCCCUUCUGUGGUUGCUCUUUUGUUGGCUUCUAUGAUGACACCAAGUUCAUUUUUGUGUGCCAAGCUCUACUACAGAUUUUGUAGUGAAUGCAUACAAAUACCCUAAAAUGGAAUGAUAACAGUCCUCCAUUCUGUAGCAAAGGUUUGCCCUGUUUGGGUCACAUUAGAAUUGAAUGUCUAAUGGGGAAUGCCAAUUCAUGUCAACAGUUUGUGGGGCUAAGCUGCCAUUUCCCAUGACCUCUAACGUAUAUUUCAGACUGUCAGAAAUCCCAGAAAUCGUUGCGGCUGAAUUCCAUAAUCUAGUAAGAGCAAAUGCUUGCUAGUUAGAUCACCUCCAUCCAGAUCAUGUUUACUCAGAAGCAAAUUUCACUGAGUUCAGUGGAAUUUAUUCUUGAGUAUGAUUAGUAUUGCAACCUUACGUUCAAACUUGAUGUUGGCUAUGUGCUUGAUUUUAAUGUUAGCAGCUGGAUCAGGGCUCCUUCAGAUUAAGACCAUAAUGGAAGGAGGGGGUUCUUUAACCUGCCCAUGACCAAUCCAGAUUCUCCCCGCCCCCCCGCCAACCAGUUGUUGUUUGAUGAGACCAUCCAAUGAGAGAGAAUCCUUUUGCCUAAAUAUAGCAGACCUGAUUCAGCUUAAAUCAAUUUCUUUUCUCAUUGUGGACUGGGAUGAGUAUUCUUUAGUCAGAUCAUGGAGUGACAAGCUCUAGAAAGCUCUCAUUUUUCUUAAACUUCCAAAAGCAUCUUUUAAUCAGUUUACUCACUCUAGAAGUCAUUCCUAGAAGACAAUGGCUGACAUAUCGCUUGGGGUACAUCAGCCCAGUAACAUUGCAUGCAUAUAAAUUGUGCAAACACAAGAAAUGUGCAAAUGAUGUUACACAAGAGUAAGUCCAUUGAAAAUGAACAACCGACAAGUAUGCCACAUUUCUGGGUUGAAAUGUACCCUUGUGUGAUAUGUCAGCCACGAUCCUUAUUCACACAUUAUAUUCACAAGUACACAUGACUGCUGAUCUGUGUGCAUAUACAGUUAUUCCCUUAUGUUCAGUGUGUGUAUAGUAGUACACACAAUCUGUACUCUAGAUUUUUGAGGCAUUCAGUCCCUGUAUGAACAUUUAAAAUGAAUAUACAGUCAUUCAUAGGAAAAUGUGUACAAGUUUGGACAGCUGUAUAUAUGUAUAAUAUAACAUGUAAAUAGCAUAUAUAACUCUUCUCCCUCCCACCACCCCAUCCAUUAUCUGGUCUUACCCUGUCACUGGAAUCAGCUUAAUUCAAAGUGGGCGAUCUCCUGAUCUGAAGCUUUUUUCAAUGGCCACAUGAUGGCAGCAUUUCCUAAAUAAAAAUCAUGUAUUUGCAGGAUCCUUCGAACAUGUGAUUCCCCUACCUGCAGGAAGACUGUACCACAUGCUUCUUCUGAACAUGUAGACAGAUUCUUAGACAUCCAGCAUGUCUUGCAGUACAUUCUCUCAAGCCUGUCUGUACAGAUGGGACAGCUGCCACCCUGCAGAAUUAAUCUCUGUUCAUUUCCAGUGAUGCAUGCCACUUUGUGAGCCACAAGAGUGGAAAGCAUCAGCACUCGCCUGUGUGCUAGGCUCUGUUUCGAACUCCAUGGGGUGGGGGAGCAGAUGGUGUGCCAAAUUUGGAAUGGAGUUGGAAGGGACAGGGUUAAAUCUGGCCACUGCUCCCACUCCAAGUGCUGCUCUCCUGAACCUGGUAUUUCUAAAGACACAAACUGUCAGGAAUCCAACACCCACCUUUGCAUAUAACAUAGCUAGACCUGAUUUCACCUGUAUCCAGUAGGCUGGGUGCAUAGCACCAGUAGUGACUGUUGUAGAGCCUAAGGGAGCACACCACCAACACUUCUGCAAAGCUCCCUUAUAGUGAAUCAGACCAUUAGCCCAUCUAGUUCAGUACUGUCUGCACUGACUAGCAGCAGUUCUUCAAGGUUUCAGGCAAGAGUUUUUCAAAGCCCUGCCUUGAGAUGCCAGGGAUUUGAACCCAGGACCAUGCAUGCAAGGCAUCUGCCCUGCCACUGAUCUAUGGCCUCAUUCCACUUCUGCCUCAAUGCAGUUAACAGUUGUGACAUUUUAUGCUCAGGUUGCAUGUCUCUCGCUCUCUCUUUCAACCAGUGCAGAAUCACAGAGAGAGAAGAGCUGGUCUUGUGGCAGCAAACAUGACUUGUCCCCUUAGCUAAGCAGGGCCUGCUCUGGUUGCAUAUGAAUGGGAGACUUGAUGUGUGGGCACUGCAAGAUAUUCCCCUCAGGGGAUGGAGCCACUCUGGGAAGAGCAGAAGGUUUCAAGUUCCCUCCCUGGCAGCAUCUCCAAGAUAGGGCUGAGAGAGAUUCCUGCCUGCAAACUUGGAGAAGCCGCUGCCAGUCUGUGAAGACAAUACUGAGCCUGAUAGACCAAUGGUCUGACUCAGUAUAUGGCAGCUUCCUAUGUUCACAGAAUGGGGCUGAGAAUGUGUAAUUCCUAGGUGCAAUGGGCCUGUUUGUUUGACAAGUGGAAAGAGAGAGAGAUCUUAGUCAAUUGACUAAUCUUAAUCAGUUGACAAAAGACUUUGACAAUUCUAAUAUUCUAGGUCUGUGAACAUUUUGGCAAGUUACCAGGCAAUGAAGAAGUGCCCACUGGCGGCACACAGCACCAGUAACUUCCCUUGUAGGAGGGCAGCUGUUAGUGCCAAUUCUCUGGGGAAAUCCCAAGGGGAAGGGAAUUUAAUCAAAUAGAGCUCAGAUAUGAUUUAUUCAUUUCCUUUGCUCUGAUGAAACACUUCCUGAAACCAAGGCAUCCAUACAAAAAACGUCCGAACAUUCCAAGUUCUGAAAGGAAUAAUAAAGUCGAAUUUUAAGUCACCCCCACCCCACCCCUAAAUGCUGCAACAGUAUGGCUUUGAGAACCUUCUAAGAAGGGAGGUUGUUUGCAUGGCCAUCUGAAGCAGGGAGCCAAGGAACGUGAGGAGCUCAGUACAGAGAAAGAAGUGUGGAGCGCUCCAUCAUAGUUCACCUCAUUGGGCAGACCUUUCUCCAGUCACAUUUUGCCCAAUAUCAGCUGCAGGAGGCUUAAAUCUUUGGAGUUUCCAGGAAGGGAAAGGAGAGCAGUUGUACAGUUCUGUUGUGUACAUGAUGUAUGCAGUUCUGUUUGUUUUUUUAAAAAAUAUUUUAAUAAUGAAAAAAAGUACUGUUUUAGGAAUGUUUUUAGGGAAACCUGUAAAUGCAGCACCUCUAUUUAUUUUGCCUUAUUUUACUUUGCUAUUUUUGUGUAUACACCACAUUUCAGCCACGACUAUUGAGACUGCACCAGGGCAUUGUGAGCAAGCUGGAUGAUGGACUUGGCAAGUCUGGGACAGGCUGGAGGAGGGUUGGGCUCCUUCCCUUUCACUCAUUUGGCACCAUGAGUGGGGCUGUGCUGCCAUUGAAGUGCAUGCCGUCAUGCCCCGAAGGGCUCUAUUCUCCUUUCAUUACUGUAUUGUGCCAGUAGCAGCUCACCAAUUGGACAACCGUGCCAAAGUAUCAAGACCCACGUAUAAAACAGUGCCACCGGGCACAGCUUCCUGGUGCCUGGGAGCUUGAUGGGAGAGGCAGGUCCCUCCAAGCAGAGGCACGUGGUCAGAGUAUCUGAUCUUUCCGAUAAGUUGAAGGUUCACAACUGUUUCUCACCAUGAUUUAUGCAAGCAUGUGAGGUGCAUGCACAUGGCCACAGUCUUUAUCCCAGCUAGAUGAGAUUGGCUUAACUAAUACAUCCUGGUUUCAUCAUACUCAAAACCCAGUAACAGGUUACUGGCACUGUUCUACCUACAAGUACAGACGUAUAAUGGAAGAAUGCCACCCUUUUAAGAGAGAACUAAUCUGCCUUAAGUGCUCUUGUGUAGGAUCCUCUGGAGUGUCCCCUCCCACAACGGCAAAGGUGGCUGGUGUGGGGGUCUGUCUUGCUCUUCUAAUGCUUUGGUGUCUCCUCAUUUGUUGGUCAAUUUAAGACUAUAAAUGAAUUAAAUGUACAAAACUUGUAGUGUCCUUUUUAUCUGCACCUUUUUAUAAGAAUAUAAUGUAAUACUAAAAAAAAAAAAUUAAAGAUAUAUUGCCCCUA
Messenger RNA from Hemicordylus capensis (graceful crag lizard), 10561 nucleotides. RefSeq names its product dishevelled associated activator of morphogenesis 2 (gene DAAM2). Gene Ontology annotation, molecular function: small GTPase binding; actin binding. Gene Ontology annotation, biological process: regulation of non-canonical Wnt signaling pathway; negative regulation of oligodendrocyte differentiation; actin cytoskeleton organization. The transcript is spliced from 27 exons. The coding region runs from base 321 to 3581 and encodes 1086 amino acids. The record is from RefSeq and is a predicted model, not a curated record. Lineage: Eukaryota; Metazoa; Chordata; Lepidosauria; Squamata; Cordylidae.